Sinocyclocheilus anshuiensis is the source of this 675-nucleotide messenger RNA. RefSeq names its product transcription factor SOX-14-like. The transcript has a single exon. The coding region runs from base 1 to 675 and encodes 224 amino acids. Gene Ontology annotation, cellular component: nucleus. Gene Ontology annotation, biological process: neuron differentiation; brain development; negative regulation of transcription by RNA polymerase II. The record is from RefSeq and is a predicted model, not a curated record. NCBI's taxonomy places the organism in Eukaryota, Metazoa, Chordata, Actinopteri, Cypriniformes, Cyprinidae. Gene Ontology annotation, molecular function: DNA-binding transcription activator activity, RNA polymerase II-specific; RNA polymerase II cis-regulatory region sequence-specific DNA binding.
AUGAAGCAGCCCAUGGAGCACAUCAAGAGACCAAUGAACGCGUUCAUGGUCUGGUCGCGAGGUCAGAGAAGACAGAUGGCACUGGAGAACCCAAAGAUGCACAACUCUGAGAUCAGCAAGAGACUCGGCGCCGAGUGGAAGCUGCUCUCCGAGUCUGAAAAAAGACCUUACAUCGACGAGGCCAAAAGACUACGCGCCCAACACAUGAGAGAGCAUCCAGACUACAAAUACCGACCGAGACGCAAACCUAAAGGACUGCUGAGGAAGGACACGCUGUUGACUUUACCGCGUCACGGCGAGCGAGAACUUCGAGCCAUCUCAAAUUUGGACAAACCUCGACCCCUUCAUUUAGCUGCGUCCAUGCAACAUCCUUUCAUGGAGCCGAGCCGGCCAACUGUUAACACUGCUACCACUGCUUUUCAACAUGAAAAACUUGAUUUAACCCCGGGCUCGUUGGCUUUCUCUUCAGCUUUUGGCUAUCAGAAUGGACACCGGUCCUUCGGGAGUCUGGGAUGCUCGGGUCAGUACGCGCACACUCACCUGUCACCUGCAAACCCCGGAUACCUGCUGCCCUGUAACUGUUCGCCCUGGUCUUCUUCCAGUCUCACACCUCCACUUGCCUAUAUAGUGUUUCCAGGUAUGAGCAAGACUGCGGUCAGCUCUACAGCGCUGUGA